UGAAUCCCCACCACCAUCAAGUCAACAACUAAAACUUAAUCAAAGCAACUGAGAAGAACAAUAAGUCACUAAGAAUUCCUCACCUCCAAAGUCAGGUAUGGAUCGGAUGUCUGGGUUCGCCAAAGCAUUUGGUGCUGUUUCAGAUGUUGCUUCUACUGCCUGGGCCUAUGCAAAGGAGCUUUCAAACUCACCAGUUCUUCAACCAAAACUCAACAUCUUAGGAGUUCAGAGUUCCCAAACCAGAGAUCUUCAAGGAUCUUCCUUAACGCCAUUAGAAGAUAGCCUCAACGGGAUGUUUACUGGCAUGGUCAAGAGUGGUGAAAUGAUUGUGGAAAUUUGGAUGAAAUAUGAUGGCAAAGAUGUUGAGGUCUUUCAACAUUUCACCCUUCUUGCUUCAGAACUCGUUUCCAAUGCAUCUUUGGGAAGCAACUGCAACAUAUUUCCUGCCACUGGUGGGAUUGUGAAAAAGAAUGGUGAGAUGGAUUCCAAGGAACUUUUAGUGGCCAAUCAAGAAAGCGAAAAGAGCAGCAAGAUUUCAAUUGAAGAGGUUGCGGAUGAGUACAAGGCGCUCUGUUACGUGGGGUGUGUUGCCACAACAUCUCUCCUGGGAUGGGCAAUUCAUAAGCUAUCUAGAGACAAGAACUUGCAGGAAAGAGCAAGGAAAGAAGUGAUUGAAAUGUUUGGCUGCCAAAACCCCAAUCUAGAUGGCAUUGCAAGACUGAAAAUUGUGGAUGAGAUAAUUGAAGAUUGUCAGAGGCAAUACCCUCUCCUGCCCUUCACCAAGGGAACUGCGCAAGAAGAAUCUGUACCCUUCAAGUCUCCCUGUUACAGUGCUGGAACACAUCUGGGGCUAAAUUUCGCCAAGAUUGAAGCCAAAGUUGUUCUUUCCAUGAUCCUAAAGCGUUUCGCCUUCACACUAUCCCCAUCUUACAUCCACUCCCCGGUUCAGGGCUUCACAGUCACUCCAAAACAUGGAAUUCGAGUCAUUCUCCAGAAGUUGGAACAGGAAGAUAGCCAGAUGACUAGGAUUGUUAAAACUGUUGGUGUUAUAGCUACUAUAGGUGUUGCAGCAUGGGGUGUAUACAAGGUGGUUGGUGGUUUAGGACUAGAAGAAGAAAUGGACCAAGGAAAGAAGAAGACGAUGAAAAAUCCAGGAAGGCCUUGGGAAAAUAUUCCUAAGAAUGAGUUUAGAAACGAUCCAGUAGCUCGCAAAGCUAUAUUUGAUAGAACUCACAAACUCAAGAAAGCUGGGAAAUGUGUAAAGGGUAUGCUUUGAAUCAAUCAAAGUAUUUAAUUUAUUUUGGGUUUCUAUAUGCUUAUAAGGUGUUUGUUUUAAGUUUCUUGGACAUUGUUGUUAGAUUUUUGUAUUUUACACUUUGUGGGUUUGUGGUUAUUAUGUACGUUUGUUACGUUGUAUUGGAUUUCAGAGUAUUGAGCUGGUUAUGUAAUAUGUUUAAUUGUUGUAGCA
This is a messenger RNA of Ipomoea triloba (trilobed morning glory), 1468 nucleotides long. Its product is annotated as cytochrome P450 CYP749A22-like. The record is from RefSeq and is a predicted model, not a curated record. Lineage: Eukaryota; Viridiplantae; Streptophyta; Magnoliopsida; Solanales; Convolvulaceae. Bases 98 to 1276 code for a protein of 392 amino acids. The transcript is spliced from 4 exons. Gene Ontology annotation, molecular function: iron ion binding; heme binding; monooxygenase activity.